This is a messenger RNA of Wasmannia auropunctata (little fire ant), 13590 nucleotides long. It is a transcript of the gene trx, whose product is annotated as histone-lysine N-methyltransferase trithorax. NCBI's taxonomy places the organism in Eukaryota, Metazoa, Arthropoda, Insecta, Hymenoptera, Formicidae. Gene Ontology annotation, molecular function: sequence-specific DNA binding; histone H3K4 methyltransferase activity; protein binding. The transcript has 10 exons. The coding region runs from base 147 to 10304 and encodes 3385 amino acids. Gene Ontology annotation, biological process: positive regulation of DNA-templated transcription. Gene Ontology annotation, cellular component: histone methyltransferase complex; nucleus. The record is from RefSeq and is a predicted model, not a curated record.
GCGCGCGCGUAUAUCGGAGAGUGUACGUCGGUGUAUAGUGUACGCGAGAGAGUCGGUGCGCCUCUCGGCCGUGGGCACAAAUCGCGAGUAAAAUGGAAGCGGAAUUUCGCUGCGAGGUUGAGGUCCGUCGUUGAAAACAGGUGAACAUGGGAAGGUCCAAGUUUCCCGGAAAGCCGCCGAAGACGGCCACCAGGAAACGGAUCAAGGUGCUGGGCCAGCCUGAGGCAGCACAGAACGAUCCGGAACAUCCACCAUUUCACGGAUUUAGCACUAAAGAGGCUAAUCUUUCUGCAUCUUAUAUAAAAACACAGCAACACGAUGCAGAAAAGACCAGCGAUAAAUUGCCGUCUGUCACAGUCGAAAAUCUUGCACCACAGUCCAGCACAAAGAAAGAUGUUAUUGAUAUUAAAAAUACUACAGACAUCGAAAACAGCACAGAGAAGCUUACCGACUCAAAUCCAAAACCAGUCAAAGACAUCACCCAGUUACAACCAGUUACAAAUCCGAAUACUAAACAUACUCCAAAGAUUCACAGAGCUAAAAAUCGUAAGAAUUGUAAGAACAUUAAAUUUUCGAAUUAUUUGAAAAACCCAGUGUUAAAAUCAGUGAACAACAUCUUGGAUCAGCAUCAAAGAACCAGGCAAUUGCGGAACAGUACUGCAAAAAGAUUGCUUCAAAGGGCGAAAUCUAAUGGAAGUAAUACACGUAAUUUGGUGGUGCAAUCUGCAGAGAAGCCUAGCACAGUGAGAAAAUUCAUUUUACCCGUUCGCAGUGUGCAUUCGUCGAGAGUUAUAAAACCAAAUAAGAGGUUUAUAGAGGAAUUGGAAGAAAUUUCUGGUACGGAGCAUAGCGAGAAUGAAAUUGGUGUCCACGUCAAAAGAACCAAAUUAAAUCCGGAUAAGCUUAGCAACUUGGAAUCAAAAUUGAAAGGCGAUACAGUUAGUAAGUUGUGUACAAAAUUUAAAAAUAAAGAUGCAAGAAGCAAGCCGAAAAGGGUGAUUCAGGGUGUAGACUCCAAUGCCGAGAUUGUAAUUCAACCAGUAAAAAAUGUGGAGAAAUCAGUGAAUUCUGUACAAAACGCACAAAUAUCAAAACCAACUCAUAGAGAAGUAAAGAAAUCUCAUACUAGUUCGUGUAAGAAUAAAAUAUCAAACAGCACAUCCGACAAUUCUAAUAAUAAUAAUCAUCAAGAAUGCUCACAAAACUCGAGCAGGACGGCACAAACUGUGAAAUCAACAAUUCCCAGAAAUCAGAAACAGAUUUCUAUUCCUACAAAAGUUCUUCCCGAUUCCAAUGUUCCACACUUCGAGUCUUCCAGAGUUCAGACGAGAUCAGGAACUCAAUAUGAAAUAGCGAGCGAUUUAAGUAAUCAGGCGAGCUUUGAAAGUGGUGCAGGAUUAACAGACGGUGGCUGUACCGAAACAGAGGAUCAGCUUAGAAAUGAUAAUAAGACUGUGGUUAAUACAUUGAACAAUUUUGAGACGGAAAACAAUUUAUCUGAAAGCGAAAGCGAGCACAGCAGUCACUCAGAAGACGAACAAUCAGAUUUCAGCGGAAUGAAACUCAACGGUGGGAAGGUUAUUUUAAGAAAAGCAAGAUUAAAGUUGGAUAAUAAAUGUUUAGCUGGAACGGAAGGUCCGUUUUCAACGACUAACACCAGCAACGCUAUGGGAGGAAAUACUAAUUUAGGAUUAACAGGAACUAUAAAAUGUGGUGUUUGCGGCGCAGUGCGAUUUUAUCGAUUCGUGAAACAGGCGCGCAAGUUUGGUAUUCACAGUUGCGAAUCUUGCCGAAAGUUUAUAAGCAAAAUGAUCAAACGUCAGGCUUGCGCUAAAUCCUCAAACAAUGUUCUUCCCGUUCUCCAAUGUCAUAAAGGCGACGGUCUGUGUUUAGUUCCGCCCGUUGUGAGGAGUCAACAAUGGAAUCUCAUGAGAUGCGUUUAUAAAGCCAGAUGCCCGGCGUGUUGGUUGAAAAUGUGUUUGAAAUGUUACAACAUUCCACCUGCUUUGAGGACAGGUUUAAACGCGUUGUUACCACCAUUAAUGAGAGAUCCUUUAAGUAUUUCUCUACCGCUUGGUCAAGACGAGGACAAUGGUCAAGGCCAAAAGUUGAGCUCGUCCAAACUCAGUUGGCCCGCGGAAGACAGUUCGGAAAGAAAUUUAUUUAAAUCUGCCAUGAGUUGGAAAAAUUUCGAAAUGGGACAGAAGAUGAGUUAUCAGGGUACUGGAGGCUUUCUUUAUACAAAAAUAGAUAAAUUUGAUUCUUCGAUGAGUAUAUCGCCUAAUAAAAAACGAAGGAAAAAUAACAGGAUUAAAGUAAGAAAGAAAAUUAAAAGUCCAGUGCUCGCUUCUUCGUCCGGUAGCCAACAUUCACAACCUCUCAGACAAAGACUCGAGUUGAAAGGACCGAGAGUUAAGCAUGUUUGUCGAAGUGCCAGUGUUGCGCUUGGACAACCGAUUGCAACUUUUCCCACUGCAGACGCAAAAGAAGACAACGAACACGGCAAAAACAUUCCAAAGAUAGUGAAGGAAAUUGAGAGAGUGGAGAAGAGGGAUGAUAUUAUAAAAGAGAAAGAAAUACAGAAGCAUAAUGAAGAUAAUAAUUUAAAUCUUAGCGUUAACACGGCACAACAAUCUCACUCGAGAAGAGGAAAACCGCAACAGAAUGUGUCAACGUUACAUUUUCCAGCGGUAUCUAAGACAGCUAUGGAUACUGUAUAUACAGUUUCCAUAGAUUUCUGGGAGCAAUACGAUCCUUCUGAGGUUGGAGCAAAGGGUUUCGCUCUUAUAGGUUCCGAGCUAUUUCAUAUACCUGCAAUUUGUUAUCUGUGCGGAAGCGCUGGUAAAGAGCCGCUGAUCCACUGUCAAUGCUGUUGCGAGCCAUACCAUGCCUUCUGUUUGGAACCCAGUGAAUGGAACGCUUGUGCACAACCGAAUUGGUGUUGUCCCCGAUGUACGAUAUGUCAAUCCUGCCAUCUCAGAUCCGGUCCGAAAUUAUCCUGCAUUCGUUGUCGUCAGUCGUUUCAUCAUUCAUGUUUGUCAAAGUCCGGCGUUAGCUCCAGAUUGUACAGUCCCGAUCGACCUUAUGUUUGUCAGAGCUGUAUUAAAUGUAAAAGCUGUGGUAGCGAGGGCGUUAACGUUCACGUUGGUAACUUACCUCUUUGCUCCAUGUGCUUUAAGCUAAGGCAGCAAGGAAACUAUUGUCCUUUGUGUCAAAGGUGUUACAACGAAAACGAUUUCGACACAAAGAUGAUGGAGUGCAGUGAGUGUUCCUGCUGGGUACAUGCCCGUUGUGAAGGCCUUUCCGAUGAGCGUUACCAGAUACUUAGUUACCUGCCCGAUUCGAUUGAAUUCACAUGUAGCCAAUGUUCUUCCAAUUCGAAUCCUUCUGUCUGGAGGAAUGCCAUAGAAGCGGAGCUGAAGGCGGGUUUCAUCGGCGUGAUAAAAUCCUUGAGUAAAAACCGCAAGGUUUGCACGGCUCUCAAGUGGAGUCCCAGAAAGGAGUGCCUUUGCAGGCCAGUUUCGAGCGUGAGAAAACUUGAGUUUCCCGAAGACAAGAGCGAGACAAACUUAUGUGCGAAGGAAAACGAAGAAUCGGAAGAGUGCAAUGGUGACAAGUUCGUGGAUAUCGAUUCGAGUUCGGGUGCCAAUAAGCCUGAUUUGGAAGAACAUUCAAUGGACGGUCCUGCCAGAAAAGGUUUGCGACGAUUACGCCAAAAAUUCCAUCUAAGAGAAUGCUCGGUUAGAGUGAAAAAUUGUAUUCCGAAGGACUCUCAGGACAAUGAGAGAAAAGACUGCACAAAUCAAGACUCGUUGGUUGCUUCGAACGAUGUCACGGAAUGCCACUGUUCCGAGCAACAAAUCAUCGUGAGGCCUUCACCCACUCUAAUGUCUGUGAAACGUAAGGUGAACGGUAAUGAGUACAAAUCUCUAUCGCAAUUUCAUUGUGAUAUGGAGCACGUAAUCAACCGUGUCGGUUCAAAGGAUUUGAUAGAAACGUAUCACAACAUUUUACAAGAGGUUUUUCCAUGGUUUAAUCCGAAAAAUUUCAAGAGCAGCGACGACAAUGACGACGCAUUAACGCCUACUAAAGACGUUGACAAAGACAUCGCUCUGACGACAAAGUUUGAUGAUCCUAUUUUGGAGGCAUGGAAGGAAGAGGUGAUGAAAGCGCCGAAAGCUAUCGCGGCAAAAACGGCGAAUCUGUACAACAUUCAUGUUGAGGACAGCAGAUCGUGUUGUUUAUGCAAGGGCUUGGGCGAUGGACACGAGACAAAAGAGGGUAGGCUGUUGUAUUGCGGACAGAAUGAGUGGGUACACGCGAAUUGCGCGUUAUGGUCAAAUGAGGUGUUCGAGGAAAUCGAUGGCUCAUUGCAGAACGUUCACAGUGCCAUUUCGAGGGGUCGUUUGAUUCGCUGUUCCGAGUGCGGCAAGAAGGGCGCGAGCAUCGGAUGUUGCGCGAAGAAUUGCAGCAAUACUUUUCAUUUUCCAUGCGCGAGGAACGUCGGGCUUGCUUUUAAUGACGACAAAACUGUAUUUUGCGUCUCGCAUUCGAAUAGUCAGGCCUACAAGUCUCUGCAGAAUGAGAACGAGUUCAGUUUGAAGCGACCGGUGUAUGUAGAAUUGGAUCGUAAGAAAAAGAAGUUCGCUGAACCCAACAAAGUCAAGCUAAUGAUAGGUUCUUUGAUGGUCGACUGUCUAGGCACCAUCAUUCCGGAAUUCUCUGACACGACUGAGAAAAUAAUACCAUGCGAUUACAAAUGUUCUAGACUUUAUUGGUCCACAGUGAAUCCUUACAAAAUCGUGAGAUAUUACAUUAGGACUUAUGUACAGGUGCAUAUGCCGGACGUCUCGUCCGACAUGGAGAAUAAUAUUACCAUUGACCACAGCAAGGAGCAGGAAAAGGAAGAAAUAUCGACGGAUGCGCAAAGAGUUGACUAUUUGGUUGUCAAACAGACUCUAGAUACGCUCGUCGAUAUCGUGUGUAACAAAGAGGUCGAUGAGAAUUUAGCGGAACAGAACAACACGGAUCUUUUACCGCCGGAACUGAAGGAGGCUAUAUUUGAGGAUUUGCCGCACGAUUUGUUAGAUGGAAUCUCCAUGCAGGACAUUUUUCCGAAGAUGUCGUACGAGGAUUUUUUAGCCAUGGAUUUAAAGAACGAUGGCUCUUUCAACACGGAUUUAUUUAAGGAUGAUAUGUUGUCGUCAGAAGUCGAAGAAACGAUAAAGCCGUCGGAAAGCAAGAUCUCCAAAAUAGAUUCAUCUCUGCUGGAAUUGGGGACGCACAACGAUCUCUGGGUGCGGUUGGAAGCGAAAACCGCGAUGCAGGACCUCAUGGACGACCUAUUUAAUUCAAAGAGCCAGAAACGCGGUGGCAGGGAACUGAAACGAUCUAAAUCCGAGGUGAUGUCGAACAAUCCGCUGAUCGUCGGCGGUCAGAGGCAUCAUCAGCGCUCCUAUAGCCUCACCUGGAGCUGCAAGCUAGACAACACCUAUGGUUCUAACAUAAAAAGGCGGAAGUUGCCACGAAAUCCAUCCAGUACCAAGUCCAGCGAAACCGGUCUUAUUGUUCUUGAUGCUCAAAACGAACGCACGUCCAUGUUUCAUGAAUUGAGAAUCCCGGAGAGUAUCAUGGUCACUGUAGGAAGAGGAAACACGCCUAACAUACUAUCCGACUCGGUGCGCGAGUUGAAGUACUGCAUCGAGGAUUCUGCUGGGCUGAAUCGUCGCGUGUUACCAGCCAGAGACGACGCGAAGGAGCACAAGAGGCUGUUUUGGCAUCCGAGACAGCAGCAACCGCGAAUAGUGCAGGUCGAUGGGACAGUUGAUGCUAAUAGUGCCAGCGAGUGCAGUUCACCGGAGUACAACACCGAGGAAAAAGGCACGAAUCUGCAAACGUCCGAAUCAUUAUCGAUCCCUCAAUUGGACGGCAUCAAUGACGAGCAUUCGUCUGACGCGGGCGAGCCGAACGCGGAGAUGGAACUUGGCUUAUACGCGCGGCCGUCGAAUCUUUUACAUUCAAAGCGUAUCUUUAGCUUCAUUAGAUCGCAUAUGUCAAGUAACUGUGACAAAUUGCGUAAAACGAGGAGUGGCAAUGGCAAUUUUAUAACCGCACCAACCGUUAAGUGCACCUUGCAUAAGACGGCGGAAGUCAUGUUCAAGGAAAAGAAUCUCAAGGUAAAUCUGCAAAUCCCGCAAGUAGACGGUGCAGGUGAUAUCUCGAGCGACGACGAGUGCGUCUCGUCCCAACACAUGAUGACGCAUGAGAGGCUGCUUCAUACAUCGUACGAAUCAUCGCCGUUCGAGGACAUCGAUGUCACCUGCAAGAGAUGUGGCCUCACGUACAGGAACGAGGAAAGUUACAACCGUCAUCUGGACAAUUGCGAUACUAUGAUUACUAGCGAUAGCGACUCGGAGACCAUGGACAACAAGCUGGCGUCGCCAGAGUCGGGGUUUUCGCCGAACAUGGGUUCGGUAUCGUCGCAAUUCAUCACUCUUUCGCCGUCCGAGGGCCACACUUUAACAACCGAUUACACGGAUAUUCAGGCGACGUCACCUAUUGAGGCAUCCGUGGCAUCACCGCAUCCGAGUAUCCAGAUUGAACCGAUCGCUCAGGCGAUUAUAACGCCGCAGAUCCACGCAACACAUGCCACUGUCGAGACUGUACACCAGACAGUAUUAACGUCCAACGAUGUGAUCGUACAGACUCAAUACACCCGUAGGACCACCACCCUGCCGAAUCCAACAGUAUUACCUCCUCAGGAAAGCACAGUGCAAAUAACGGAGAUUACAGACCCGUCCGCCGUCUCCAGUGAUUCUAACGUUACGGCACACGGUAUCGUCAACAGGCCGUUAAACUCGCCGGAUAGCACGAGCUCGCAGACCGUCCCAAGCCCAGAGAUGUCACCCAAUUUUUCGUCCAUGGGCGUGCAGACCGCGCACGAGUCCGUGCAGACAAACGCACAGAUCGCACGACCCUCUUCCAAAUCGAAGAAUUUACGGAUAGCCAAGCCUAAGACUAAGAAUGUUAAAUCGCAGCAGCACGUUUUGAAGAACGUAUUGCAGACGCCGCAAAAUACCGCGCAUAAUGUCAGAUUUCAACCGACGGCGAUGUCAAACGGUCCACCGGUAAUUCAACUACAUCAGACCGCUCAGAGACCACCCACAGUGAUCCUUCAGCAAGUGGCGUCGCCGGGCAUCGUGUCUGCUUACGUGGAGGCAUUACAGCAGCAAUCCGGCCAAAACUUGCAAUACAUAACAACGAUAGGUGACGGGCAGCACGAGGCUGCUUUCAAACCGCAGCUGAUCGCCGCAAAUCCUUUGGUACCAGGCACCUAUAUACAGGCACCAUCCACCGACAAUCUGCUGGCAUUGCAAAAUGGUGGUAUAUCGAUAUUGCCGAGCGUGCAGAUCGCGCAGACACAGCCUACUGUAUUAGGCACCAUCAUACAACAACAGCCCAAUGCGAUCCAAUGUGGCGUCAUAUCGUCGGAGCAGCUGCUACUGAGCUCCACGCCCACCCUAGAAAUGUUCACCGAUCCAACCGGCGGUAUGUUUGUAUCGAAUCAACCGAUGUACUACGGUCUGGAGACAAUCGUCAGCAACACGGUGAUGUCGUCUAGCCAAUUCAUGACGGGCACCGUGCCACAGGUAUUGGCCAGCAGCUACCAAACGACAACACAAGUUUUCCAAGCGUCUAAGCUGAUGGAGCCUAUCGUAGAUGUGCAGACUGUGCCGGGCGUACCUACUGUAACAACGAUGCAGAAUGUAUCGAGUAUGCCGAACAUAUCUGGUGUGCCCAACAUAGCUGGCGUACCUAACAUGGCGAGUAUGCAGAGCGUAAGUGGUAUGCCCAACAUGCCCGGAGUGCCUUACGUGGUGGUGAACCAAUCGGCGCCGUCGCUACCACCGCCAGUACCAACAGCAGCUCCGGCACCGCCACCAGUAUCGGCAUUGGCAGCGGCAUCGAUGCCAGCACCAGCAGCAAUAUCAGCACCAGUAUCAAUAUCAGCAUCAACGUUAUCAGUGGAACCGAUUGCGACGCCGCCGCAAAUCAACAUUUCUGCCACAUCUCAGGAGCGAGCUUACGGUGGCAUCGCGUGCAACGUUGUGACACCGGUACCAUGUCAAAAUACGACCAUAGAGCAUCCGAUGGCAUCAAUUCAGGUGGCGGACGUGUGCUCGUCGGCAAGCGUAAUGACAUCGACGAAGCUAUCACCACCGGCGCUACCGCCACCGCCGCCGCCGCCGCUGCCUCCACCGCCGCCUCCACCGCCACCGCCGCCAUCGUUACCUCCGCCAUCGCCAGUCCUGCCGGCACUGCCACCUCAUGCAAUGCCGACGAUACCCCGCGUCGCUGUGAGACCCAGUCCAGUUACGCAUUCGGUCCAGGCGAAUCACGGAGCCACUUGGAAGUUCACCGAGCCGUUAUUUGGCGCGGAGCAGCCAAUGAGCAACAGUGUACGACCGUACUUCGAUUCGAAACAUGUAUCGGAGAACACUAGCAUGAUCAAGUCCAGCAUAUCAUCAUCUAAGAUACCGCCUCUAUCGAAUCAUUAUGUUGCGCAAAGGAGUAGUCUGGUUGUAAAUCAUAAGUUGAAUCAUGAUGUAAAUAGCGUACAUAAGAGUUAUAGCGGUGGUACCGCGUUGAAUCCGAACUCUAUGAACGCAGGCGUCAACAGUAACGGCCAAAUCGUUGUCUCCAACUCCAACCCCGUGCAGAACAAAAUCACAAUGCCAACGAGCAACAUGCCGACAAGUCGACCGAUGAAUAGGGUGCUGCCGAUGCAGGCGGUGACACUCAAGGAUCCGGUGAAGAAAGACGACUUGGUGAUCGAAGAGCCGACGAAACCGGUGAUCAAACCAGCCGAACCGGAAAUUGUAGAGUCAAAGAGGGAAAUUACCGAGCAGAUCGUGCAAAUAAAAAAACCUGAGACCGCACUCAACAAUAUUAGCGACAAUAUCAAGCUGAAUACAGAGACUAUAGAAAAGGUAAAGGAGAAUCUCAAACUGGAGCUUGAUAAGGAGAAGCUGCAAAACGCCUCGUUGAAGAUAGUACUGCAGAAACAGUUACAGGAUGGUUCUUACAAAAUUACGCGCAACAUGAAGGCGGUCACGCAGAGCAAAAAGACACCUCAAGUAACAUCUGUGGAGAUAUUGCCGUCAAAGCAGGUGCCUCAGAUCGCGUCGUUACAACUGCUGCCGAUCAAAACGUUCACGCUCAAGGCGAAUAAGCUCGAGGAGAAGGUGAAACCCAUUGACGCGAAGGUGAACAUACUCAAGGCAAAAGCACCGCCCGUAGCUGUGAAGAAACCCAGAAUAGUAACGAAAUCGAUCAGACCGCUGCGAAACAAUCCGCAGCAGAAUCCGCAGCCUGCACAAGUGCAGAAAAACUGCUCGAAGGGACCGAUCCUGAUGUAUGAGAUCAAGUCGCAAGAUGGCUUCACCCACACUGCCUCGUCUAUGACCGAGGUCUGGGAAACGGUGUACCAGGCAGUACAGAAUGCGCGCAAGGCCCAUAACCUGUCUCCUUUGCCUCACAAUCCCUUGUCUGAAGGUUUGGGCUUGGAGAACAAUGCGGCUAUCUAUUUGAUCGAGCAAUUGCCGGGCGUUAACAGAUGCAGCAAGUACAAGCCCAAAUUCCAUACGUUGACGCCGCCGAAACCCGACGAGAUGGAGAAUGAGUUGCCGGCGGCGUGCGCUAAUGGAGCGGCACGAGCAGAGCCUUUCAAGGGCAGGAAAGUGCACGACAUGUUCAGCUGGUUGGCAUCGCAGCACAGGCCGCAUCCUAAUAUAAUUGCAAUUUCGGAAACAGAGUCUAGGCGAGCCGCGAGUACCAAUUUGCCCAUGGCAAUGCGCUUUAGAAUACUUAAAGAAACAUCAAAAGCAUCCGUCGGUGUGUAUUAUUCCCAUAUACAUGGUAGAGGACUGUUUUGUUUGAGAGAUAUCGAACCUGGUGAAAUGGUUAUUGAAUAUGCCGGUGAAGUUAUUCGAUCUUCCUUGACUGACAAAAGAGAAAAGUACUAUGACAGUAAGAACAUAGGCUGCUACAUGUUUAAAAUCGAUGAUCAUCUAGUUGUAGAUGCUACUAUGAAAGGGAAUGCAGCUAGAUUUAUCAAUCAUUCGUGCGAGCCAAAUUGCUAUUCGCGAGUGGUGGACAUUCUAGGUAAGAAACACAUACUGAUUUUUGCUCUUCGUCGUAUUAUUCAAGGGGAGGAGUUGACAUACGACUACAAAUUCCCAUUCGAGGAUAUCAAGAUCCCGUGUACUUGUGGUUCUCGCAAAUGUCGCAAAUACCUCAACUGAGACUGCGUAUAUACAGCUUAUCCUAAGCAGCCGACCGAUGACAAAGAAAUAAAAUAUGUGCUAUAAUUGCGCGCGCGCUUUCGAAUAGGAAUUCGUUUUAUUGAAUGUUAUUCAUUUUACUCAUCAUCAAACUAUUUUCAGAGAUUGCAGCUUUUUAUUACUAUAAAAGAACAUAGAUUAUACAUUUUAAAUAUUAGAAGGCCAGACGUAAUACGCGAAGCACGGCGAUUACGACGCGAUAUUACUUUAGCGACAGCUACGUUCCUGUAGUUGAUUUAACGGGAGGGUAUAUUUACACAUAUACCUAUAGCAAUAAACCAUUCGAGUAUAUCCUGCUUUCGUAUCCGAUAAAGUCGUGCGUUUUGUUAACGCGCUUCAGACUUUUGAAAGUGUUAUUUUAUUCACACGCCUGUGCUUUCUCGCACGACUUUUAGACUCUACUCUUAUUAUCUACUGUUGAGGCUUAAGUGUACAAGUUAUCUUACACUUUACACUAAAUGCGAGUGCUUCUCGAGUUCGCAUAAUUCUUGUACAUCUUGCGUGAUUAUAGGUCUUUUGAUGCUUUGAUUGGCUUUGAAAAUAAACUCUUCCCCUUCGAACGAGUAUCGUAAGGAUGAAAGAAAGGAAAACGGUGUCGAAAUACGAGAAAUGAGAAAGCAACGGCUUUUCGACGCGAUGAUCGUUGCUUUCCACACAGAAAGCCACUUAUGUUUCUUUCGAGUCAUAAGAUAAAAAUAACAUAAGUAUGGUGUACAAAUGAUCUUAUCAAGUGCGUGAAUAUAAAAUACGCAAUAAUUGUAUAUUUAAAUGAUUUGUAUAAAUUUUAAAUUUAGUGUACAGUGUAUGACUAACUUCGUGACAUUUCAUGUCUGCUGUAGGGCCAGAUUUCAAAUGUUUUUGUAAAAUAUGUAAUUGUUAGACUAGAUAUAUCGUCUUUGAUGUAAGUACAGCAAACCAGUUUUAACUUAAGUUAGGAAUGUAGGCAUUAAGGAGAGAGAUAGAGAAUGGCAAGCGAGAACAGUCUCCUGUAGCAGGACAUUGUUCGAAGGUAUACCUACUUUGGCAGACAUUGAUACGAUUUUGUGUUUUAUUGUUUACGCAGCAUCAUUGAUAAGAGGAUAUUCACUUUCCAGAUUAAACUAUCUGUUCAUAUGUGAAAAUGAAUAGCGCGAGUUUCGGUAUUAUUUGCCUUUUUUUCCUCUUUUUUUUUUUGUACAUUUUUUAAAAUAUCGCAUCUAUAUUUGUGCUUCCACCUUGCCAAGAUUAUAUAUAUUCAUCGAAUUUAUUAUCCGAAUUCUAUUAUCACGUCAUCUGAAUGAUACGUGAGAUACGAUAUUUUGUUUGACAAAUAUUGAAUAGAAGCGCUAACGAUUUUAAUAAUCCUUUUAAAAGAGUUUCUAUCGAAAAAUCAAUUUGUUCAUCCAGAUCGACGAAGAUUUAUACAAUUGUUUGAGAUAAAACGUCUCUGGGUACGUUCCCGGCGAACGUUUGUGAUAUUUUCCCAUAAUGGGAAAUAUAUUAGAGAUGCUUUUAUAGGAAUAUUUAUAUGUGUGUGUGUGUGUGUGUGUGUGUGUGUGUGUGUGUGUACACACACCACACACGCAUACACACAUACCAUGUAUUCCGUAUCAAUAUAUACCCUUCUGUGAAGUCCAGUUUUGCCUUACUUUUACAUGUACCUACGCUUUCACCCAGUGAUAGAUUUAGAUAUAUAUUUACGCAAAUGAUAUUUUAUAUUCGAAACUAACACAACUACAACGGCGUGGCACGGCGCCUUCCGAUACAACUACAAUGUAUUUUAGCGCGAUUAAUCAAUUUCUGCCGAGGUGGUAGUCCCUUAAAUUUUGGUGCUCCAUGGACACCGUUAAGUGCACUUUUCAUGAAAAAAUGGCCUAGAGUAAGAGAUAGUAAGGUUGCAGUGCGGAAGUGUUUGAUAAUAAUAAGAAAUGUGUUAUAUGAAGAAUAUUGAUCGUGAAUUAUUUAAAGAGGUAAUAUAAAGGAGUGAAAUGGGGAGUGGCAGGAGCGCAUUAUUUGAGCACGCGAAUAAUGUCAAACGUGCUGCGAUUUUAAUCGGCCUGGUUUGGUACAAAGCGCGUAUGCUGAGUUGUAAAAAGUUAUAAAAACGAAGGAAAACCGAAACCUGUUCUGGUCACGUGAAAUUGCCAUUUUUUUAGAUAUUUUGUGAAUCUUUUUUUUUUUUUUUUAAUAUUAUAAUUACCCAUAAUUAAUGACUAUUAUAUUCGAGGAUGAAUAUUGUUAAUAUAAUGAUAAUUAAUUUUAAUCUGUACAUGAAAAGUAAUACGACUAGUAAGGAUGGUAACUUACUUGAAAAUAUAACAAUGUUAGAUAUUUUAUUGAUAUUUAUUGAUUAUGAACGAUAUGGUAUUAGGGUUGACGAAAAAGUACUAACGUAAACUGAACAAUUUAGAACCGGUGCAUAUAUAUGAUAGUCACAUUGAUUGAUACGCGGAUACAAGAAUCAGAUCCUUUUUCUUUUUUCUUUAGUAAAGCAAGCGUGUAUCUUUAAUUCGAUUACAGUUUGAUCGUUACGCUAGAAUAAUUUGGAUGUCAGAAUUUAUUUUGGCUUUACAAGGUGUAUACUCUGUAAGCAUAUAUACUAUGUAACCCGAUUUACGUCGCUAUAUGAUUGUAUGUAAGCCAUAGGCUAUCCAUUAUUAUCUGAUUUCAUUUCUACACUCGCGAAUAGAUUCGAAUUCGCAAUACAUCGUUUUCUUUUCAUUGCUUGUAUCAUCGACGAUUUCUGUAAAGUACCCACGCGAGAAUUUCAGCAAAGGAAGGUACGAAAUAAUUUGAGCGUGUGCUUGUAGCAGAACACGAAAAGCAUGAGAGUGAGAGAGAGAGAGAGAGAGAGAGAGAGAGAGAGAUUUUUACUUGUCUGCUAAUAAUCCUUGCCUGAUGAAUUCGGACGAAUAUCUAUCAGGUGCUUUCUGGAACAUACUCUGUGUCUUUUUAAACUACUCUUUAAACUGCGUGGAAAGGGUGUAUGACCCUCCUUAGUAUUACGCAUUCAGCCUUCAUUAUUAUUAUUAUUAUUAUCGCUAUUAAUUAUAAUCUAUACACACAAAAAAAGGAGAAAGAGAGAAAGAGAAAGCAUAAUACAUCACUACUCAAGUCACUCGUAUAUUUGGGCACAUUAAGCACCGUUUGUUUACUACACCCAUUAGCACCUUUCAAAAAUAAAGCUGCGUGUAAAAAACCGAUAAACAUCUGAUGAACGGUACGAUGAAUAAACUGUUUGUGUAGACUAACAAUAAUUAAAAAAAAA